CACGAACAUACAAAACACAUUGAGGUUGAUUGUCAUUUGGUUAGGGAUUAUAUAGUAAAUGGAGUAAUAUCUACAAAGUUUGUUCCCUUUGGGAAUCAACGUGCAGAUAUGUUAACUAAGAGUUUAGGAAGUCAUUCAAUUGCUCAUCUAUGCAAAUUUAACAUUCUACUUGACUUGUUUCAGGUUGCUAAGGAUGGCCCUUCAAGUGAGGGAGGGUGUUAAAAUUGAUGCUUGGGCCAUACACUUUUUGGGCCAGCCUAUUGUGAGAAUAUAUACAUAUAUACAUUUAUACCAGCCCCUUAGGGCAAAUAGAGUUCAUCUUCUUCAUUCUCACUUCACGCCGCUGCACCCCCACCCGCUGCCCUCUUCUUCCAGACACUGCUUCACAGUGCACUUAUCGCAGUCGCCAUCAUCCUCUUUCAUACACUCGCCAUCACACACAAAGCACCUUACACCCAUCGCUCUUUACUUCUAAUCCAUACACUGUUCUCACUUGUGCACAAUCUACCCGCGAUUACUCGAAUCGCUUCAUUACGCAUCCAUCAUUCGUUCGUACUCUAAUCGAUCUUCGUAUCAAUCUUUCUUCACUUCAUCUUUGCUAAUACAUCACUUAUACAUGUUAUUGUUAGAGUUUCUGUCACUUCUCUUCUGUUCGCAGGCUACUAAUCUGAUCCAGUGAGUUGAUGUGAUGUACCUUGAAUUUCCGGUGUACAAGGCUUAUGGAAAGCAACUGGUGUGAUACAUACCUCUGGUUCACUCCAAAUCUGGUUGUAUCGUUCCUUAUUUCCUUGAUUUCCGUUGGUUUAUGAUUGACUGUGAAGUGUUGGAUGCGUUCCUGUGGGAAGACGUUGCUUUCCUUGGUUAUUCGUGUGUUGAUUUACUUAGUUUGUGGUCCUGUGUGACCUUAGCGAUUACUCAUUCAUUUCGUUGUCUGUGUACACCGAUGUGGUUUUUCUCUAAUAGUAGAGAUUGAAGUGUAGGUGUUCCUCACUCUUGCUAACAGAUUUGUGUGUUAAAUUGUUUUUUAAUUGUUAACACAUUUGUAAUGUAGUGAAUUUAUUGGUUCAGGAUGUAUUAAGAAAAAUAAUUGAUGUUAUGACAACAAACUUGGCGUCGUUUUUGUGAUAACAAGUAGUGGAAACUUACCUGUGCAACAUGGCAACAUGGCAAACGCACAACAUUUGAGGGUCUGUUUCACAUUCUAUCAAUGCGGAACUCCAUUUGGUGGUAUUAUAGAAGGUCCCAUGAUGGUUGCCACUUCAAUACAGGUGACAUAUCUGACUCCGGCAGCAGUUCCCAUCCUGCAAUGGCCUCAGCUUCCAAAUUCAAAGGUGUGGCGUGCCAAGUCAAUGGGCACUGGGGCGCACAGAUAUAUGCUGAUCAUCAGCGUAUCCAGCUAUGAACCUCUAGAUCCGAAAAUGAAGCCGCUAUGGCAUAUGAUAGUGUCGCCAUUCGACUCCACAGCAGACAAAUCCACCCGAACAUCCUGUGGAUGGCCACCAUUCUCAAGGAGCCAAACUUCCAGAGCCAGUUCAGCACCCAAGCUCUCCUUGGCAUGAUCAGAAAUGGGUCUUACACUGCAAGGUUUGGUGAUUGUUUGCUGAUUGUAUUCUUCGACUGUUCCGGGAGAUCCUGGAAGUUCCUGUACUGCUGUUGGAAAAGCAGCCAGAGCUCACUCGAAGCUGGGAUGGAUUUGCGAAGGAAAAGGGCUUGAUGCUGUGGGAUUAUGUCAUCUUUUCAUCCUACAAGUGUGGUGAUAAAAAGUAUGCAUGAUCGACGUUACCUAUAAGGACGGGGGGCUGUGCAGCUAUGGAUCUGAAUAGCAAUGGAAAUUUUAAAAACCCAAAAAUGGACAAUGCUUGUGUGGGACAUGAAAGAUCUUAUAGAAAGAUGGGAUUCAAAGAGGCGGUAAAGGAAUGAUUAGUACAGCCUUACUUUGUCCUGAUGGAAGCCAAUUUGCUGAUAUUGUAGAUGGGCCCAUUAUAGCAGCGCCCAGGAUUUCGUCAAGAAAUAGAAUUGUAUGAUUUUGUCCAAUACAUGUAAUUAUUCGGAAAAUUAGAAGUGCGUGCUUAAAUUUAGCUUAGCCAUUAGUGUGUCAAGGAAAUAUAUGACUGAAAAAAUUUUUAGUUCAAGUGUGCCAUUGAUUGUGGCCGGAGUUUGUUUAUCACAGUAUCUCAUGAACAUGUUAGUUCCU
Andrographis paniculata is the source of this 2194-nucleotide messenger RNA. RefSeq lists its product as uncharacterized. The record is from RefSeq and is a predicted model, not a curated record. The coding region runs from base 1164 to 1559 and encodes 131 amino acids. The transcript has 3 exons. NCBI's taxonomy places the organism in Eukaryota, Viridiplantae, Streptophyta, Magnoliopsida, Lamiales, Acanthaceae.